Molecule: messenger RNA, 2277 nt
Organism: Chaetomium fimeti
Lineage: Eukaryota; Fungi; Ascomycota; Sordariomycetes; Sordariales; Chaetomiaceae
Exons: 3
Coding region: 163-2277 (704 amino acids)
Cellular component (GO): Ino80 complex
Source: RefSeq, a predicted model, not a curated record
UGUGCACCCUCUGCGCCUUUGCGCCUUCGACCCGGCACCACACCUGCAUCCGUCUCGAUGAACUUUGUUGUUCCACCGAAAGUCACCAACUCGUGAAACUCAGCCACGGCACCAACAACCGCCCACGACUGUCCCCCGAUUCGGGGUAUUUAAUCUCUUGCCAUGGCCGCAACACCGAGCUCGGCGGCCGUAAUGUCAGACGUCGAGCCACCCAGUUCCCCCGUCCACGUCGAAAAAUCAUUCAUGACCGCUGUCACCGAGGACGACGACACGAGGAUGAUGGCGACCCCAGAGCCUUCCGAGCGACAAUCGCGCGGCAAGAAGCGCGGUCGCGACGAUGGCAACGGCGCCAACGGCAAUCCCAUCGGCAAGAUUCGACACCUCAAGAAAGACGACGGCGAGCCGCUCUGGCGCAAGGACAUCCAAUUCGACUUCCUCAAGGCCGUUUUCGAUAAUGACGCAAAGGUAUUUACAAACAGCUACGAAAAAGAUCGCAUUGGCAGCCAGUGCUUCGCCGACCUCUACAUCGAUACCAUGUCCCGGAGCAGCAAGACCAGCAAGGUCCUCCGAGAUAAAUUGCUGAGUGAUCGCGAGGCUGCCAAGGGUAUGGCCAUGGUCUGCCUCUUGGUCAACGUCGGCCGCAUGAACACCACUCUCAAUUCCUUAGUCUUUCCCGAGAUGCGAGCCCAGCUGCGCACCUACCACGCGAUCCCCUGCCUUCAAGCCCGGCAAGACCCUCACGCCUACAAGCAACUGCAAGAUGCCCCCAGGCUGAAGUCCAUCCUGAAGGGAGGCUCUGACGACCGACCCGAGCCGACGUCGCUAGACGAGAUCAAAGGGAUCGACGUCCCGCGCACGAAUCCCGUCAACCUCCUCUUCCUCAUCUGCCAGGCCGCAACCAAGAUUGCGGAGCUGCAUUUCCCCCCAGGCCAAGAAUUCCACGAUCUCAUCAUGAAGACGAACUACAGCAGCGAAAGCCGAGCACGCGCUUUUCUCUGGCUCAUGUGGUUCUAUCUCGAGUCCGACUUUACCGAAGAAGGGUGCGAGGAGAACCCCUUCGGCGCUGGUGUAGACUACAACGUCGACGUCGCGAAUCAGGGCGUCCCUCGCGUAGACCCUCUUACCGAGGACGAGGCGGCACUGGAGAACGUCGACACACAAGAGGAGAUCGAGUUCGGAUUCACCAAACAGAAAAUGCGCGCCAAGAUCAUCGAGGCGGACCAACAGUUCAUGGCCGAGAGCCAAGGCAAGCGAGGCGGCGGCCGUGGUCGGGGUUUCCCCGCCGGCGACGAAGUCGGCCCAACGACGGGCAUCCUCCCGCGGAUUCGGCCCUCUAAGAACGAAAGUGAUCUGGAUAGUGUCCGGUCGACACCGCCACCCCGUGCCCUCGGUCGGCAGAGCGGUGUUUUCGGAAGUAUCGGUCGGAGAGGGCCGCAUUCGCUCAAAUACCAAGUCUUGGAGGGCUCGUCCCCCGGCGGCGAGAGGAUGAUCGAAGGGGUGAUGGCGCGUAAGCCGCGCCCGCCGACCGCCCACCAACUAGCAGUCGAACGAAACCGUUCCCAGCGCGUUGAGCACAUACUCGACCGAGGCCUGCGCCGUGGCCGCCACCGCGCCCGGAAGGAACACCGCGAUGAAGGAGCCAUCCUCCGCGCCCUCCCUCGGCUCGCCCAAAUGGACAACCCCUUUGACGACAGCGAGGACGAGGAGGUAGCCGCCGUCCUUGGCAAGCACUCGGCGUCCGUUUCGGGCGAUGGGGGCAAGCGCAUGCGCGAGAGGGGUUACGGCGGCCUCGCUCAGCUAAAGGACGAGCCAGACGAUUUCGGGGAGCAGGUUAGCUCGUAUGCCGCCGCAUUUCGCCGCACGAACCGCCGCCUGAACCGCUGGGAGAACCAUCAAGGCCCACCGUUGGGUGUUAUCCGGCCGGUCAAGCGGCCGAAGCUUAACGGCACCGGACAUGGCGACGACGACGACGACGACGACGACGAUGAAGAAGGUGAUGGCGAGGGUGAGGGCGAGGGCGAGGGCGAGAACUCGCCCUCCAAGGAGAUGAUUGACCCCGCCGAGACCGAGGACGAGAACGAGACGAACGGCUUACACCGCCGCGACACGAUUGGCGAUACACCCAUGGAUGAUGCCGAUGACCUCGACGACGUCGAUAAGGGUUUGCUUGGUCUCGGCGACGAUGAUGAAGGCGAGGGCGAAGUCGAGGGAGAGGACGAGCUGGAUGAUGUCGACAAGACGUUGCUUGGCAUGGACGGGGACUCGGACUCGGACUGA